This is a messenger RNA of Gryllus bimaculatus (two-spotted cricket), 1062 nucleotides long. Lineage: Eukaryota; Metazoa; Arthropoda; Insecta; Orthoptera; Gryllidae. The record is from the annotation of a GenBank genome assembly.
AUGUGCUCAAAACCGAAUGACGCCUGUGCUUUCGUAUCCGACAACUUCCGGUCGACAUGCUCGCAAGUCUUUAAUUACCAUCGUCUGUUGACUUGGGAUGAAACAAGAGGACUUCACAUGGACAUAUUCAAGGUGCCGUCCUGCUGUUCGUGCCGCGUGCACGGCUACGCCUUCAACUUCCCGCCGCCGCCCCCGCGCCACCCGGGCGCCGGGCCCUCGCACGCCGCCGGAGGCCCCGAGAACUUCCCGGGCCACGGCGCCUUCGACGGGCAGCACGCGGGCGGGGGCGGCGCGGGCGGCUUCACGCACCUCGACGGCGACGACUUCCGGCCCGACGCCCCCGCCCCCGGCGCCGCCGCCGGCUUCGGCCACGACCUCUCCUUCCACGGCGGCUUCCAGGACAACGACUUCGGACACGACGGCGGCGGCGGCUUCCACGGAGGGGGAUUCGACGAUUCCGGGGGCUUCGGGCGCCCCCUAGGAUCCAGCUCCUCCUCCUUCCAGGUCGAGGCCGAUCUCAAAGCGUGGGCGCGUUCGCGCCCAUCCUGGCCCCGCGCCGCCGGCGCCGCAACCACAUUCUCCCGACGCCCUUUCGCACACGCACCACACCGCCCCCCGCGCCCCUCGCCCCCGCCGCCCGCGCGGCCCCCGCCCUCCCCCAGGCAGACCUCCACCCUCACGCCCGCCGCCGACGCGCCGACGCCCGCCCCGGCCCUCGCCCGUCCCGCGCCGGUGCGACCGUCGCAGCCCCUGCGGCCGGCCAUCCCCUGCUGCCCACGCCGGCAGCCUCCACGAACCACCGCGCCCCGCGCCACGCCUGCCGACGGCAAGCGCAUCAAACUACAGCUGACCACCCCAUCAUCGACCUUCUUCCAGACGCAGGCGGACGCCGCCGGCGCCGCCCCCGCGCCCGCCCCGCGCCCGGUCCCUGCCCCCGCCGCCUGGAGCAAGCGCCGCGGGAGGAGUGACGCCGCAUCGUGGCGAGAGACCAACGCGCGCCCUCGCGCGCCUCGGCCGCGCGUGGCGGUGGCGGCUGCUGCGGCGGCCGGCGCCGCUAGCUGA